Aspergillus bombycis is the source of this 1443-nucleotide messenger RNA. It is a transcript of the gene erg1, whose product is annotated as squalene monooxygenase erg1. The record is from RefSeq and is a predicted model, not a curated record. Gene Ontology annotation, molecular function: squalene monooxygenase activity; flavin adenine dinucleotide binding. Gene Ontology annotation, biological process: ergosterol biosynthetic process. Gene Ontology annotation, cellular component: endoplasmic reticulum; membrane. NCBI's taxonomy places the organism in Eukaryota, Fungi, Ascomycota, Eurotiomycetes, Eurotiales, Aspergillaceae. The transcript has 2 exons. The coding region runs from base 1 to 1443 and encodes 480 amino acids.
AUGGCCACCGCCGUCCCUAACGGCCAUGCUAAUGCGACCCAGCCCGCCGAUGCGGCCGAAGAACGCAGACGAGUUCACCACGACGCCGAUGUUGUGAUCGUGGGCGCCGGAGUGCUAGGAUGUGCGCUUGCAGUUACACUGGGAAAACAGGGCCGGAGCGUCCUACUGCUGGAAGCCUCUAUGAAGGAGCCGGAUCGCAUCGUCGGCGAGCUCUUGCAGCCCGGCGGUGUCCAGGCCCUGGAGCGGUUAGGCCUGGCAGAGUGUCUAGAGGGAAUCGACUCAAUCCCCUCGUACGGUUUCUAUGUGUCUUAUUUCGACCGAUCCGUGACCAUGCCUUACCCCAAGGAAACCCCGUCGUCGCCACCUCCGCGCGGCCGCUCCUUUCACCACGGACGGUUUAUCAUGAAGCUACGGGAAGCAGCUCUGGCCUGCCCCAAUGUUACUGUCGUGGAGACCAAGGCGACGGACCUGAUCACUUGCUCGCAUACCAAGCAGGUUCUUGGUGUGGAGUGCCAAACCAAGGGGAAAAAGGAUUGUUAUUUUGGGCACCUCACCGUCGUCGCCGACGGCUACGCUUCCAAGUUCCGGAAACAAUACCACUCCAAUACUCCGACGGUCAAGUCCCGAUUCUGGGCUCUCGAACUAAUUGACACGAAACUCCCUGGACCUAACCACGGACACGUCCUCUUAAGUGCAAAUCCCCCGAUCCUCCUCUACCAGAUUGGCACCCACGAGACCCGGAUCUUGGUGGACAUCCCAGAGAACCUCCCAUCUGCGUCGGUCAAGAAUGGUGGUGUCAAGAAUCACCUGUGGAACGUGACCCUACCAUCUCUCCCCGAGUCUGUCCAGCCAGCCUUCCGCGCCGCACUGGAGAAGGGCCCGUUGAGGUCUAUGCCGAACUCAUUCCUUCCCGCCGCACAGAACAAGACCCCGGGGCUGGUGAUACUGGGCGAUGCGCUGAACAUGCGGCAUCCGUUGACCGGUGGCGGCAUGACUGUGGCCUUCAACGAUGUACUUGUGUUCCGGGAUCUGCUGAGUCCCGAAAAGGUCCCCGAUUUUGCAGACACCGACAGGGUGUUGAAGCAGCUGAAGUCCUUCCACUGGAAGCGGAAGAACGGAUCCUCUGUCAUUAACAUCCUGGCCAUGGCGUUGUACGCCUUGUUCUCUGCCAAUGAUGAAAACCUUCGCGUCCUCCAGCGAGGUUGCUUCCACUACUUCGAUAUGGGCAUGUACUCCGAGCCAAUGGGGCUCUUGGGCGGCCUUAUCAAAAAGCCCUUUGUACUAUUCUACCAUUUCUUCACUGUCGCGUUCCUCUCCCUCUGGGUGCUUCUCCGUGAGGCUCCUCUGUACCAGCUUCCCUGGUCACUAAUCAGAUGCGUGAUGGUAUUCUGGACAGCUUGUGUUGUUAUAUUCCCCUACAUGCUCAUUGAAGCAUUCUGUUAG